Messenger RNA from Penicillium verrucosum, 615 nucleotides. RefSeq lists its product as uncharacterized. The record is from RefSeq and is a predicted model, not a curated record. The coding region runs from base 1 to 615 and encodes 204 amino acids. The transcript is spliced from 2 exons. Lineage: Eukaryota; Fungi; Ascomycota; Eurotiomycetes; Eurotiales; Aspergillaceae.
AUGGCUUCUUCUUCAACCCCCGUGCAAAGGGCAGCUUCAGAUCGGGAUACUGCCCAGCUAGUCAGGGAACACUCGCACGCAUUCCAGAACAGAUUAACCACAACUCAAACAGAUAGCCCGCCUAUUUCUGAUCCAACAAAUUCCGGUAUAGACACCGACCAGCGGAAGGCAGAGGCAGGGCUUGAGGCACCCAAGCCGGCCCCAGAAACCAAGCCGCCUGUGACAGAGCCCACAGAACCUGCCACAGAACCUGCUCCCGGCAGUGUUCCCACUGUCCGUCAGUCACAAAUCUCAGUGGGGCCCAAGAAUGAGACAGUGGCGGGUGAGAAACGUGACAUUGAUUCGACUGUGACGCCCACUCCGGCCCUAGCUGAGGACAAGGAUGAGCAACCAAAGCCUGAACUGUCGGAUGAGCCUGAGACCAAGAAAGUGAAAACAGAUGAAAAGCCUGUCUCAGAUUCCAAUGGCACCGUUAUUGCUCCUUCUAACACAGAGAAUGGAGCACAGAAGAAGGCUAGUCGGUCCAAGAAGGAGAAGAUCAAGGACGCCGUGAACAAGGUUAUUCCAGGAGAUGGUAUUGGUAGCCGGACUCGCAGCCGGACAAAGGGUGCUUGA